AGUUGACUGGAGUGGCUCAAUGGCGUUGGGUUGCUAAUGAUGAUACCUGUGGUAUUUGUCGUGUAGCAUUUGAAGCCUGCUGCCCUGAUUGUAAAUUUGCUGGGGACGAUUGUCCAUUAGUGUGGGGUCAGUGUUCUCAUUGUUUCCACAUCCAUUGCAUAAUGAAAUGGCUCAACGCUCAGUCAGUAAACAAUCAAUGUCCGAUGUGUCGCCAGGAAUGGAAGUUUCGGGAAUAAACACAGACAGUUCAUCAUCACUUACUUUAUCAUAUAAUUCUGAACUACCACCACUUCCUGAGAGUCUAAGUCGACUUAGUCUUUAUGAUACAUUAUCAUCCAAUAAACCAGAACCUGCUCUUCGUCAAUCACCUAAACCGUCAGAAUAUAUCAAUUCUUUUAAGCAAUUACGUCAACCACAAUUAUCUCAUGAACAUUCGGAUUUAAAACGUCCAAUUGAUAAACCACCAGUUCCUCCGAGAAAACCUUCUUCAGUAGACAUAAAAUUAGCCCAUCUUCGUAGUGAAAUGGGAACUUUGCGGCAGAUGGAUUUACAGCUUUUGUCUCAACUUCGACAAUUAAAUGAUUCUAUCAGUUUGUUUAGACAAGAGCUGCUGAAUAUGGAUACUUAUUUAUCUUCAGACACUGAUGAAUCAGAUACUACAUCUAUUUACUCUAAUGUUACUCCUAGUAGUUUAGAAUUAUCUCGUUCCUCUACUCAAUCAUUACCUAAACAGCCCCCAACUACUACUGAUUUGUAAGUUUUUUAAAUUUAAUUGGCUGUUGUAUUUGUUUUUAUAUAUAUAUACAUUUUAAUAAAAUACAGUUAUAAUGGAAUUAAGUCAAUUUAAUAAACAACAUUAAUAAGA
Molecule: messenger RNA, 865 nt
Organism: Daktulosphaira vitifoliae (grape phylloxera)
Lineage: Eukaryota; Metazoa; Arthropoda; Insecta; Hemiptera; Phylloxeridae
Product: leucine repeat adapter protein 25-like
Exons: 3
Coding region: 167-757 (196 amino acids)
Source: RefSeq, a predicted model, not a curated record